Molecule: messenger RNA, 735 nt
Organism: Parnassius apollo (apollo)
Lineage: Eukaryota; Metazoa; Arthropoda; Insecta; Lepidoptera; Papilionidae
Source: the annotation of a GenBank genome assembly
AUGAUUCUUGUAGGUGAUUUCAAUAUAAAUUUGCUAAAAAAAGAUGACUCCAAAACUAAACUUCUUCUUAGUUUUCUCAAUUAUACUCGUCUAUCUCAAGUUAUAUCUGAACCUACACAUUAUACAUAUCACAGCGAAACACUCAUUGAUUUGGUAUACUCUGACAUUAGUGUUUCUAACACAACAGUUUCACAUAUACCACAAUUAGGGCAACAAGCAGUGAUAUCCCUUCAAUUUCUAAUAGAAAAAGAUAAGUUUAUUACACUUAAAGAAGAUGACGUUAAUGGAUUGUUCGCGGCGCAUGCUGCCAAACUUGGGCCGCAAGAUGACUCUAUAAAGACCACAGAAAUUGUAAAAGACAAUGAAAGAAAUAAAAGCCCCUUGGAAAAAUCAACUGGUACUAAGAAGAUGAAUCAAGAUCCGGCCACUCUACGACAUACAACUAAUCCUGAAGUUGGAGUCGUCCAAAUGGAGUCAAGAAAGGAAGUGCUUCACACGACGUUGAAGUCAAGUGGCAAGGUGUCACCUGUAAUGAUACCGAAUGAGUAUCUCUACGAAGACCAGGAAAUUCAAGAGGCGAUACAAGAACCGUUAGAAGAGAUUGAAGCAGAAAAUCUCCAAGAGAUUCCAGAGGACUUACCUGAUGCCGUAACCGACGAAGAUGUUAACAGCUCCCAAGUAGCUUCUGCUGCUUCUUUAACUAGCACGGACGUGGAAGAUGAGAAUGAUCAAUGA